This is a messenger RNA of Cutaneotrichosporon cavernicola, 1965 nucleotides long. RefSeq lists its product as uncharacterized. The transcript is spliced from 3 exons. The record is from RefSeq and is a predicted model, not a curated record. Bases 1 to 1965 code for a protein of 654 amino acids. NCBI's taxonomy places the organism in Eukaryota, Fungi, Basidiomycota, Tremellomycetes, Trichosporonales, Trichosporonaceae.
AUGUCCCAGCAGGCUUCAACGACCGGUCCGGGGUCAACUACCAAUGCAGCCGGACGCAAGCGCAAGAAGUCUCCCAAGCCGAAAGAGACAAAGCGCGCGCCAGGCGACGCGCCAAAGCGGACCAAGGUGGCUCAGCGCAAGGAGCAAGAGGCGGCCGAGGCCGCGGAGACAGCGGGCAUGGGCGGGUCACAGACGAUGCCACACAAUCAGAUCACCGGCGAUGACGACGAGGUCGUCGCCCCACGCUCGCCCAUUCGCCGCCGUCGCGUCAUCAACACUGAUCCACCAGAAACACCCACUCUGAGUCAUGCCCCCGGCCACCGUGUCACAUCACAGUCCCUGUCCACAGCCUCACAUCCUGGGGAGCCAAAUUCCAACUCGAGUCACUCGGGAACUGCCACGGCCGUGCCAGUGUGGGGCCCGUCGACUCCUCCCAACGUCCGCAGACUCCUCGAGGCACAGAGCGCCCAGAUUCGCGAGCUCAGUCUCUGUAUGCGCGAGACUGGGCUUAUCAUGCGCGAGCUGCUCAAGGUCAAGCUAGGCCAGUCUGCUUCCAUGCCUCCGACGCCGACGCUGGAUGAGGGCGUCACCGGUGCAGCCUGCGAGUCGACUUCUCAGGCUGCUGGCGUACCAAGACCGGGGGAGAAUGGUCUGUCCGCCGGCUCCCUGGGUCUCUUCCACAACAAUACCGAGAACCGUCCUUCGACCAUCCCACCUAACAUCGGCGACCGGGGCAUACUGGGCAUUGGGCAGCCGCCUCCGCGCGCCCCGAUGAAUACGCCCAACAACUCAAUAAGCUACGCCAAUGGUGUCGCGUUCAACAUCGGCUCGAUAACACAGCCUGUCACGGUAGCGCCGUUACCCUUACCCGAGGUCAAGGUGGAGAGCGCGAACCCCUCUCCUGUUCUUCCCAGCUCGGCGCACCAGUCCGAAGGACACCAUCACCCACUCCAUCCGCUCAACUUGACUGGGUCGUCCCACGGCGAUCCGCAUCCGCCGCCCUCGGCACUCACAACCACCCCCAUGUUCCGCGACGCAUCACAGCCGCUCAUGUCCGAUACCGCGAGGAACCCGUCAUUCUCAAUGCCAGGGCGGCAUACAUCUAUCCAGACACCUCAGAUCCCAUCGACUCAGCAGGAGGACCAGAACAUGACACCUGGACCAGCUCCUGGCCCUCCUCAAGGCGUCCACAGCUACAUGCUCCCCAACCAGACCUACCCGUUGCUCCCGCAAAGCUUCAUGCGGCCAGCGUUAACUCCACAGCAGCAACAGCAGAUGGCUGGACUUCACCCCAGCAUACGUAACCCGACUAGCAACCCGGCGAUGGGUCGGCCGCCUCGUCCGUUCAUGAAUAUCAACGCUGGUCUGGGCAUUAUGACGCCUGGUGACGAGGCCGAGCGCAGCACGUCCGACCCACUGGCGCACACUAGCCCACCUCGUAUGAGCCCCAGCGUGCAGCAGUUCGAGAGACUGCAGCGCCAGGCAGUCGGGUAUGGGCGCCAGGCCAGUGGACAGGUAUCCGCUUCGCCAAGCAAUCCCACCACAAACUUCCUACCACAUCAGUUCCCCGGUCCCGGCCCUGCGCCGCUUGCUCAGAACCCGUUCCUCAACCCGAUGGGACUCUCCAUGCCCUCUCCGCAGGCAAACGGGGUCGCGGCGCCUCACCCCGUCGUCGGCGGAUUUGGGGCCGGGCCGCCAGCCUGUGCAGCUCCUGCGAUGCCCAGUGGAGCGGCGACCAACGGCAUAGGAACGCCGAACAUGUACAACAUCUAUGCGGAACCGUCGCCGUUCUCAACGACGUUCGCGGGCGUGUCAGGUGGCAACGAGAUCCCGUCGCCGUUCUCGUUCGCACCGCCGGAGAUGGGCGAGGGUGGCGGCGUAGGCAGACCUCGGUGGGGUGAGGAGGAGGCAGAUGAGGAGUCGCUCCGUGAAGUGACGCCGGGGAAGCGGUUCGAUUCGAAGUAG